ACGCAGUGCCCUGCCUCUAAGAUAUAAGGGGUUUGAAAAUCGGGUUUGCAGCCCGGUCGGGUGCACGGUGGCGGGUCUGGGAAGUGGCUGAGGCUGUGUCAGCUCCAAAGCUCUUCCCAAAGCUUCCAAAGCUCUUCUUGCGAAGCUAAACUGCAUUUGUUGGAUCCAGCAAGGUGACGGCAGUAACAGCAGCUAAAUUUGGGGGUGGCUUGGCUGACGUGGAGGGACCCGUCCCUGGCCAGGACACCAUGCCGACCGACACAGAGCCCUCUAACACCAUCAAACUGCUGCACCUGGUUUUCCUCUCCACCUCCUGGGGAAUGCAGAUCUGGGUAACCUUCGUGUCUGGGUUCGUGAUGGGCAGCUGCCUCCCUCGCCACACCUACGGCUUCAUCCGGCGCGAGCUCUUCCCCUACUACUGCCACAUCAGCUCCGCUUGCGCCUUCCUCAACCUGACUCUAUUUGCCAUGUACCACCCCAGCGAGCUGCUCAGCGACGAGCAAACGACCCAGAUCAUCGCCUUCUUCGUUUGCGUCGCUGCCUCCGUGCUGAACACGCAGUGGUUCGGGCAGGUCACCUCCGACAUCGCGGCAGACAUGCACCUCGUCGAGCGCAGCCACGGCCUCGGCCAGGAGGUCGGACUGUUUACCAGCAAGUCCUGCAGGCGGCUGCGCGCCUCCAACCCCAGCUACAGGCAGCUCUCCCGGCAGCUCACCCUCUACCGCGCUCUGUCCUCCCUCUGCAACCUCUGCUGCAUCGCGUGUAACGGCUUGAGCUUGUACUACCUGGCUGCCCACCUCUCUGCCCUGUGAGAGCAGGACACCGCGAGGCGAAGGCUGGCUGGCCAGAACCAACGCUCUGGGAAAAGGGAGCCAUCCCGCUGCCUCGUUGUAAAGUAAACCUAAGCUUUGGAGAUUAAAUUUCAGCAUCCUCAGAUGGAGAUACUUUUAACUGUGUUUGUGCGUGGUGCAGAAAUUUAGGAAUAGCAAAACAGAAAUGCUUUCUUUGGAGCUGUCUGAAUCCAGCCCUGGAGUGAGAAAAAUCCUCCAUGUUCUAAGCAGGAACGUUUAUGGCUGAACAGCUUUUUAAUGCCCCGUGCACUAGAUGUGUCUAAAAGCGCAGUGUGUUUCUGCGAUCACAGACAGACUGCAGAAGAGAGAGAAAUGAGAGAUUUAGAAUUACUUUUAAUUAAAUGCUGAAAGCUAA
Molecule: messenger RNA, 1206 nt
Organism: Aquila chrysaetos chrysaetos
Lineage: Eukaryota; Metazoa; Chordata; Aves; Accipitriformes; Accipitridae
Gene: TMEM205
Product: transmembrane protein 205
Exons: 3
Coding region: 249-812 (187 amino acids)
Source: RefSeq, a predicted model, not a curated record